Molecule: messenger RNA, 8109 nt
Organism: Prorocentrum cordatum
Lineage: Eukaryota; Dinophyceae; Prorocentrales; Prorocentraceae
Source: the annotation of a GenBank genome assembly
AUGGCCGCGCCGUCUUCUGCGUCUCACAUGAUUGUGGAGCCUUCGGUGACCGUGGGGGACCCGAUCCUCGUGCUCAACAGGAAAUGGUUCGACCUGAUGCUGGAGGGUGCGAAGACGCUGGAGAUUCGGCACCAGCGCUACAUCGGGAAGCGGCUCGUGGGCGAGAAGGGCGUGAUCUGGGGCAGUGUCACGCUCGGCGAGGACCCCUUCCAGAUCAUGAGCGACGCACCGGUGGCCGCCGACAAGAUUCAUCUGCCGUACGCAAAGACUUGGGCAAUGACCGUGAAGGACGUCACGUUGUUCAGCUCUUCUGUCAGGUACCUCAUCAUCGAAGGCCAGGAAGGCACGGCGACUUUCCGAGAAAUCCCAGACGGCUGGGAUCCUGAGAGGAGGUACAAGAAGGCCGACUACGAGAGGUACAUGAUCGACCAUGGCCACCCCGCGGGCAAGGGCAGGGGGGCGCGGAAGAGGCCCGCGGCGGCAUCUGGCACCGCGCGGAAACGACCCGCGGCAGCAAUGGACGAGGUUGAUGCAGCCGACCCCGCCAGCUCCGUCGCUGCGAGGCCACAGAAAGCCCGUCGAGCUCCGCGCCAGGCCUCGGCGGCCGCCGGCGUCGCUUCGCCUCGGCAGCCAGACCUUAACGUGCCCGUGCCGCCAGACGGGAGGUGCCUCUCCUACUGCGCGCUCGCCGCUCGCGACACGCGGGCGUGGAUGCGUGAGAGGGACGUCAACGGCUUCAUCCACGAUGACCCCGACAGGGAGGCGAGCGAGCGCGAGGAGGCCAAGGCGCUCGUGGACAGGAUCAUUAGCGCCAUGGAGGACGACGGCCUGCACCAGAAGGCCGCGCGCCUGCGGUUGGCGGGGGACGCAGGGUACCCUGGCGAAGACGAGCUCCCCUUCUACGCCAGGGUCCUCCAGGGGCGCAUCGAGCUCGACGACCCAGUGGGCUACUUGCGGAAACAUAAUUAUGCGGCGGACGACGACGUCGUCGACGCGGAGGCGCUGGAGAUCUACGCCAAGUCCGUGAACGGUCGUGUUGUGCAUGCUGCGCCGACCGUCGGCGGUGGCGCGCCCAUCCCUGUCAUCGAGUUCGGCGACGUUGGCACGCCGCUGCUGUACAGAGUGGCGUUCCAGAUGAAGACUGGUCCCGACGGCCACUCGUCGCCCCACUGGAUCCUCGCCUGCUCCUACUACAUGGCCAGGGCCGCCCGACCGCCGCCGAAACCUCGGGCGCAGUUCUACGACCUGGAGGCAGGGGCGUCUGGUGGCAGCGAAGACGAGUCCGACGGGUCGCAGGGCGCUGACGUCGACGAACAGGGCAACGUGGUCGGCCUCAUCGACGACGAUGCGGACGACGACUCGGACGACUCCUCCAACAGGCGCUUCUGGGAGGACGCGCUGAGGGACCAGGGCACCGCCACGCCCGACGCUGGUGAGGCAGCGCAAGGCACCGACACGACCGUGGCGCACCCGGAGGCCGAGGAGGCCGCAGGGUCCGACGAGCUCACCGCGGAGGAGAGACGGAAGGCACAGGAGGAGUGGGCCGACCAGCUUAUCUCCGAGGGGAUGCUGCAGCCGUGGGGCGAGGACGAGCUAUUCGAACCCGAGGGCUACGACCCCGACGGCGACCAGGUGCUGGGCGAGGACGACCUGCCGCUCUCCGACCUGGAGGACGCGCAAGACACGCAGCUACCUGACGCCGGAGGCGAUGGCGAUGGGGAUGCUGCCGAGGAGCCACCGCCGCCCAGGGCGGCGCGGAAGCGCCCUGCCAGCAAGGCGCUGCCCGAGCAGGAGGAGCAGCCGAAGCCGAAGCAGCGGCGUUGGGGCAAAGACCUGUGCCCAGGCCGAGAUGGAGGGCCGCUCUGUGUGUACGCCACUGACGGGCGCCCAGGCGAGAAGGCCCACGUACACCCGGCGCGGGGCGACCCGCGAUGCAUGUUCUGCGACGGCGACACCCUGCGGGCGCGGGACGCCGUCCGCAAGGGCCAGGACAUCACCAGCGCGCUCAAGAGCCUCAUGCAGUACGACCGCCCCGACCUCGUCGACGGCGCCCUCGACUUCAUCGCCGCGGUGCUCGGCCAGGAGAGGCGCGACAAGUACAGGGCCAACGCCGAGCGCGCGCUCCACCGACAGCGGAAGAGGGACAACCCAGUGCCCGCGACCGACCUCCAGAGCGAGUGGGAGGAGGCGCUAGAGCAUCGCGUGAGCGUGGUGCCGCGGCAGAAGAAGCAGACGCGAAGGGCCUACCCCACCUGGGUCAGGGACGACAGGAAAUUCCGGCGCAACAAAUUCAAGACCGCCCUGGACGACGACGUCGAGGACUGGGCGGAGCCGCAGGCCGUGGCCUUCACCAAGUGGGCGGAGCUCGCCUCCUGGGGCAUGUGCAAGAUCUGCAAACGCCUGGAGAAGAGGUCCUUCGCGCCCGCGGACGUGGCGGCGGCGAUGAUGCGCCUCCCCGACGCGGAGCGCAAGAAGGGCCGCAAGGCUGGCCAGCGCAGCGCCUGGAUCAACAAGUGCAAGUACUGCGCCAGUCCGCCAGAGAAGCGAGUGGGCUACCCCGCCGUCCAGAUCGAGGACAUCCCCGAGCCGCUGCGCCACCUCAGCGUGGACGCACUCGAGGCGUUGAGGCCGAUGGAGGUGUCCAUAGGGCCGCAUGCGCGGGCCGCACACGGAUGCAGGGUCCACACCGACAUGAUCGGCUUCCGCUGGAAGGCCACCGACGUCCUCACGGCCGUGAGCGAGCUCCCCGAGCGCCACCAGCGCAGGGCCAUGGACGCCCUCGAGUACCUCGAGGCGCACGACGACCCCGCCGAGGAAGACUUCUCCAGCUGGGCCACGCUCACGGACUACUACCUGGCCCACCCUCAGAAGAGCGCGUACUUCGCCAUCAUGCGCUUGCACAACAGGUUCCUCCGCAGGAACCGCAACGACCUCUCGCAGAAGAAGCGCCGCCUCGCGAUGCGCCUCGUGGAGCAGCUCGGCAUCGAGACGGCCAUCUGGCCCCACCUGUACCCGAGGGUGUCCAUGUGCGAGACCUACGUCCGCCUGCUGGACGAGCGGCGGAUGGUGCGCACGCGGGCCGCGCGACGGGCUGCGCACUUCGGCCAGGACGACGAGAAUAGCGACGACUCUGCCGACAGCGACGACGCAGAGGCCGACGGCAAGAAACGCCAGUCGCUCAAGCGCAGCUACACGGCCAAGGUCUUCUCGCCCGUGAUCGGCUACGGCGCCGACACCGAGCUCGCCCAGUUCGUCUACGACCUCUGGCUCUGGACGGCACUGGGGGGCAAGAAGCACGCUGCCAAGGUGCCAAUGCGCCUGGCGCUGGCUGGCAUGUCCUUCAGCCCCGAGUACUGGCGGACCUACCACUUCGCCCUCAUCGAUUUGCAGCGCCAGCUGGGCUUCCCGACCCUGUUCGUGACCCUGUCGCCGCUGGAGUGGUCCACGCCGUUCCACGUCUGGGUCGAGGACGAGAUGCGGCGGGCGCUGCGGUCGCGCACGUGGCUUCCGGCCGCGGAGACCUACCACCUCUCGCACGUGCUCACCCAGGCCAUCGUUGGGCUGCUGACUGGCACCCAGGGGAAGGCGCGGAGCGAGGCGAGCGCAGCGUGGACGCACCACGUUCUGGCUGGCAAGGACGCCGAGGGCAAGCCGACGCAGCGCGUGAUCACGCAGUUCGCGCGCAUCGAGUUCCAGGACGGCAAGCGCAAGCGCGGCGGGCCCAACGCGCGGCACGCCUACCACGGCAGCGGCCGCCCCCACGUCCACUGCCUCGUCUGGCUGGAGAAGGAGCAGCUCUACCACAUCGUCAUGGGCUCCCAGACCUCCACGCACGGCUCCCAUCCGUGGCCUGAGCGCAAAGAGGACUCUAUCUGGGACGAGCGGGGGAAGACGCUGAGGCUCCACCACACCGCCAGGGACCUGCACCACAAGCUCCGCGCAUAUAUGCCAGCCGUCAUCGCAGGCAUGAAGUCCCACAUGGACGUGCAGACCUCCGAUGGCCGCGGCAUGCUCCUGCGCUACGUCUCCUCCUACACCGCCAAGUUCUCCGACCAGUUCUCCUCCGAGUGGCUCAAUGACGAGGCCUCCGACUACGCCAUCAGCCGCCGCAUCCUCACGGAGUUCCACCCGCUCGAGCCCGAGAUGUGGCUCCAGCUUGCCGCAGCGGAGUACUCCCAGGUCCUCACGCACGGCACGGUCAAGAAUAUCCCCGUGCCCGUGCCGUGGAAGGGCAAUGAGAUGCCCGCGGUCGUCGAGCGCUACACGCGCAGCGCCUGGCGACCCGACCACAUGAGCCUCCUGGAUUACGUGCGGCGCUCCAACAGCAGGGGCGGCGUACACCGAGCGCUCCGCCUGCGCUACGCCAAUCUCCAGAAGGCGAACGACCCCUCCGUGGCCAACGUCGACCUGGAGACCUGGGCCGCGCGCGUGCCCAUGCGCGGCGAGGUCCUGGUGGCGGCGCGCUCCAACUCUCGCUUCAGCGACGAGUACUACGGCCAGUGGAUGCUCCUCCACGUCCCCUUCCGCAGCGUGGAUGAGCUCUGGCAGGAUGCCGCGGAGCUCGUACCGACGGGGUACAGGCUGUUCGCCCACUGCCUUCUCCACCGCCCUGACCUUUGGCGGAGCGAGGCAUGGUUGCGCGCCGACAUGCAGCUGGAGGCUCACCGCGACCCGACCAUCGACUCCAACGUGGCGAUGAUCAAGGCGCACAUCACCCUCGUCGACGACUACCUGGAGGGCCGCCUCGUGGUCGGGGAAGACCCCGAGCCGCCGCGAAACCACUACGCCUUCGAUGGCCGCAUUACCACCCUCGAGCCCGAGCAGAUACCCGUCGCCGAUCUCAUCACGAGGCGCUGGCACAGGGCGGUGGAGCUCGCCUGGCCCGACGACUACGAGGAGCACAACCACGGCCCGCCCGACGACGAGGACCCGCGCCCCAUCGCCGUCCUGGGGCCCGCGGGGAGCGGCAAGUCCUUCCUCAUCAAGGUCGUCAUGCAGGACGCCAUCGCCCAGGGCGCCCGCGUCCUCCUCGCCUGCCCCACGCGCCGACAGGUGGCGCGCUACCGCGAGGACAUGCCCGACCUCGACGUCGACAGCAUCCACAGGGCCUUCAACGUCUACCUCCCGGAGCAGCAGACGCUCCAGCGCAUGCAGGACUUCGACCUCGUUGUCAUCGAGGAGAUCAGCAUGGUCGAGAUGUGGAUCUUUGAGCGCCUCCUGCGCCUCUGGGACGCGGCCGCGCGGCGCCCUGCGCUCGUCUUCGUCGGCGACUUCCGACAGCUCCGCUGGAUGGACAGCCCGCGCGUCCUCGAGCACUGGCGCUGGGCCGACGUCGACGUGAGGGAGCUCAAGAUCAUGCGCCGCUGCAAGUGCCCCAUUCUCAAGAAGAGGCUUGAGCUCCUCCGCACUGCCACGCCGAGCAGGCCGCAGCUUGUGGAGAUCAUCAGGGACCAUCGCGCGCCUUCGCCCGGCCAUCGGGAUGUGGGCUGGUGGGAGCGCGAGGAGCCCACGGAGUACGAGAUCGGCCAGGUCUUCGAGGAGCACCCCACCACGACGAUCGUCACGAUCUCCAGGGCCAAGGCGGCGUGGGUCAACCAGGCAGCCUUGCGGCGCUUCUACUGGGAGCAGGAGCCGCUGGGCACCGUCGACGCCGACCCUGAGUUCAACCCCGACAACUUCUACGGCACCAAGCAGGUCAGCUGGCACAACAUGCGCCUCCCGAUCUACCAGGGCAUGCGCGUGGGCUUCACCGCCAACAUUCGCCCCGAGAUCGACUUCGUCAACGGCAUCGAGGGCCACGUGAUCAUGAUGGACCACACGGGCGUCUUGGUCAAGACCACCACGGGCCACAUGGUCAAGGUGCCGCCCUACACCAACCCCGAGUGGCGCAACGUUUACUACCCGCUGCGACUUGCGUACGCCACCACCCUCAUGAAGGUGCAGGGCGAUACCCUGAAGCAUAUGACGCUGUGGAUGGACACGCCGGGCGUGGAGGCAGCGGGAUACGUGGCAUUGUCCCGCGUUCAGCAUGACAAGGACUGGACGUUCGUCGGCUACCUGCAGCAGAAGCACUUCAUCCCGGCCAACAUCUCUGCGCUGCGCUGCAGCUGCGCUGCGGGGCUGCAGGGCUGCCAGGCGGCCCGCGGCAGGUUCGAGAACAGCUGGCCUAUGGAUAUCACAGAGGACGAUGUCGUCUAUUACGUGCAGCGCGUGUGCACUUUGAAUAAAUUUGCGGCGGCGCCUGGCGUCCUAUCCGAUGCGAAAGAGAGCCUGGAGCCGUGGCUCACACCUAUCAUCGCUUGGCGUGAGGGUGUCUACAUGGACAUGCGGCGCUAUGGGCGUACGACCGCUGCCACUGCGGGAGUCGAAAAGAGCGAUUGUGUGAGCCUGCCCUCUGUGUAUCUCGUGGUGCGGCAACAUUGUCUGCGUAUCAAGUUCAUGCGGAUGGCGCCCAAGCGCAAUCCAGGCCCGCCCGUGGUCCGCUAUCCCGCGUACGUCGCGAACUGCGCGGACCCGGUCAUGAAGCGCCGCAUGAAGAAACUCGUGCGGGAGGCGUUCCUAUCGCGCCUGCAGGAGAAACUGACGGCGCAUCGCAACAAGUUAUUGCGCACGAAGCUCAAUGGCAUCGAGGACUUGGCGGCAUCGGCGCUACGGCAUGACCAGGAUCUAUUCGAGCGCAACGCUGACGAGAUUAAAGAUGCGCGCAAUGUCAUCGACCAGGAGUGGGCUGAGGUGGCCGCUAUCAUGGGCAUCGAGCCACCUGAUCAGCAGGACUAUGCACGGGACACCUCGGUGGUCCCGGAGCUGAGUCUGGAAGAGGAAUCGUGGUUAAUGGUUAUCGUGCAGAGUUCUCAGAACUAUUACAUGACCAUGGGGCAGAGGUUGUGGGACCUGGAGGUGGCCUGGAUGUUCGUUGCCGCUGGAUGGAACCACACCGUCCUCCUCAGGAGCGACGGCACGGCCGUGGCUUGCGGUAACCAUUUCUUUGGUCAGUGCGAGCUUCCGGCGCUGGUGGACAGGCAGGCUUUCCUUCAAGUUGCCGCUGGAGGCGCCUUUACAGUUCUGGUCAGGAGCGACGGUAGGGCCGUCGCCUGCGGUCGGAAUGGGUUAGGUCAGUGCGAUGUCCCGGCGCUACCGCGCGGCUUGACCUACACGCAAGCUGCUGCUGGCGCUAGGCACUCCGUCCUUCUCAGGAGCGACGGCAUCGCCGUGGCCUUCGGCUGGAAUCUAUCAUGCCAGUGCGACCUCCCUGUGUUGCGGGAGGGCUUGACUUACACUCAGGUGGCUGCUGGACCUGCGCACACGGUUCUUCUCCGGAGUGACGGCCGGGCCUUGUCAUGCCUCUCCUUUGGGCUUUCGGGCCGUCGGUGGUCUGUCGAUGUGGCGCCGCGUGGCGUUGCUUACACGCAGAUUGCUGCUGGUGAUGAGUUCAACAUUUUUCUUCGGAGCGACGGGGCAGCUGUGGUCCGCGCAGGAUCUGCGCCCUGGCGGGGCUAUUUAUACGCACAGGAUAUUCCUUGCCUUGAUGAUGGCAUUCUUUACACGCAGGUUGCUGCUGGCUAUGACCACGCCGUGCUACUCAGGAGCGAUGGCACGGCGGUGGCCUGCGGCCCACCGCAUCUACGAGCGGGGGCAUGCUGUAUCCCGCCGCUGGCCGCUGGAAUGACUUACACUCAUGUAGCUGCUGGAGAGGUGCACACUGUCCUACUGAGGAGCGACGGCACGGCCGUGGCCUGCGGCGUGCACGUUGACGGUUUAUGCGCGCUCCCGGCAAUGACGGGUGACUUGAUAUACGUGGCGCAUUUGUUUCCACCGUUGCUAUUACAGGCCUCGUUCGAUGGCAAUUGGAUCAGCUUUGAUACCCUUGCAGGGGUGCACCGUGGCAGGAUCGCGGCGGCCGCCACCGAUUGCUUGAAGGAUAUCUAUGAUCAAAUGAUGGCUGAGCAUCGCGCUGGCAGGCUGGGCGCUGGAUUCUGUUGUGUCGACGCGGUGUUGCCGGGGGGGGCGCUGCUCAGCGAAUGCCCGGCUGGGCUGACUGUCGCCAGCGCCCUCGGGCUUCGGCGUCGGCGUGUGCAUGGCAAGCGCCACCGCUCGGCGUACGUCGCGUGA